AUGUCCGCCAACCUUGAUAAGUCCCUUGAUGAUCUCGUCGGCAGCCGUCGCCAGACUGGUCGUCGCCGUGGUGGUGCCCGCCGCGCUGCGACCAAGCCACCUGCCGUUGGAGGUGUGAAGAAGUCCACCAAGGCUGCUCCCAAGGUUGCUCACCCAGCCCCUGUCGCCCAGACUGGUUCCAGCAAGAUUCUUGUCAGCGGAUUGCCUUCCGAUGUGUCCGAGGCCAAUGUCAAGGAAUACUUCAACAAGUCUGCUGGCCCCGUCAGACGGGUCAUGCUCACCUACAACCAGAAUGGUACUAGCCGUGGCAUCGCCUCCAUCCAAUUCGUCAGGGCAGACACCGCUGCCAAGGCCACCAAGGAACUCAACGGACUCCUCGUCGAUGGCCGCCCUAUGAAGAUCGAAGUUGUCUAUGAUGCGUCUCACGUUCCUGCUGUCCCUGCUUCCAAGCCUCUCACCGAGCGCAUUGCUCACAAGGCUCGGCCCAAGUCCGCCGCUGCCCCCAAGGCCAAGGAAACCAAGACCACCACCGACAAGGGAAACCGCCGCGGAAAGGGCCCUGCUCGCCCUCGUGGCCGCAACGCCGGCCGUGGAAAGCCCAAGACUGUUGAGGAGCUUGAUGCUGAGAUGGUUGACUACUUCACCAGCGAUGCCCCCCUGCCGACGGCACUGCACCCAUCAAUGGCACUGUUCCCCAGGCUAGCGCCAGCCAGGACAUCGGCAUGGCCGACGAGAUCUCCUAAACAGCUCAACUAUUACUUUCACUUUCCUCCAUCGCGGCUCCUGCAUGAUACAAGUUUCGCAAAUAUUCUCGGGAGUUCUUUAUGGUUGAUGCGCGGGUCAUAUCUCCUUCUGUGCUCCUUUUGUUCUGCUUCUUUUUUUUUCACUGGUUGUGUUUCUCUACUCUUUUUUUCUUUUUCUUUUGCUAGUACCAGCAGGCUUAAUUCUUUCAUGUCUUUCGCGGAAGCCGGUGGAGGAAAGCAUGUAUCUACACCCACCAUGGAACAUUACAAAUGAUAAUCGAUCUUCGAACAA
Messenger RNA from Penicillium samsonianum, 1035 nucleotides. RefSeq names its product putative RNA annealing protein Yra1. Gene Ontology annotation, biological process: mRNA export from nucleus. Gene Ontology annotation, molecular function: mRNA binding. Bases 1 to 1017 code for a protein of 338 amino acids. The transcript is spliced from 5 exons. NCBI's taxonomy places the organism in Eukaryota, Fungi, Ascomycota, Eurotiomycetes, Eurotiales, Aspergillaceae. Gene Ontology annotation, cellular component: nucleus. The record is from RefSeq and is a predicted model, not a curated record.